Messenger RNA from Branchiostoma floridae (Florida lancelet), 2674 nucleotides. Its product is annotated as beta-1,3-galactosyltransferase 1-like. Gene Ontology annotation, cellular component: membrane. Gene Ontology annotation, molecular function: hexosyltransferase activity. NCBI's taxonomy places the organism in Eukaryota, Metazoa, Chordata, Leptocardii, Amphioxiformes, Branchiostomatidae. The transcript has 2 exons. The record is from RefSeq and is a predicted model, not a curated record. The coding region runs from base 236 to 1654 and encodes 472 amino acids.
AAAAUAAACAAACAAAUAAAGAAAUGUUGUAAACCACUAUUGUCAAACUUUUCAUAUGACCUUUGAAAAUACAACCCUCUUCUUAAAGUGGUCUCGUCCAAAAGAGGUCAAUUAGCAGACGAAAAACUAGGUGGGUUUUGGGCUUUCUUCCUCGGAUGUGUAACAGACGUCUUCACACAGCUUUCCUAGAAUUCUAGAGUACUAGCUGAGAAACGCAUCCGGAUAAAAGACGAGAAUGGGUCGGAAUGGGCGAGCCGUGAGCGCCAUACUUCUGCUAUCUGUCGCAAGCGCAGUUUUACACAUACAUCUAAUGCAGAAGAGAGUGAGAAACCUGGAACAUCGCUUCUCACAGCUGCAGACAGAUGGUGAUGAAAUUGCAGGUAAAGAGGCGGUGCUAGAAGCGACACGGCUAAAACGGGAAAAAACUCGUUUGGUUCAGAAAUCCUACCGGGCCACCGGCGAAGUGCAGCAUCGAAGAGGACCCCUUGUAGAACAUGAGCUUCGAACGGCGAAUUCUAAAGAAGACAAGCUUCGAACGGCGAAUUCUAAAGAAGACAAGCUUCGAACGGCGAAUUCUAAAGAAGACAAGCUUCGAACGGCGAAGUCUAAAAAAGACAAGCUUCGAACGGCGAAGUCUAUAGAACACGAGCAACGAAUUGCAGGUUCUAUAGAACACGAGCAUCGAAUGGCAGGUUCCAUAGAAUCUAAGUUGGGCCAGGAUGUCAUUCAGACAGCAUCAGAAGACACACAGCGAGAUGACUAUAACAAAUUGGUCGAAAGGGUUCUUCUCAGGCUUACGACAGUACCAGACAAAGGAUCUGAGACUGGUGUAGUCAACCCACACCCGUACUCCUUUGUUAUCAACAAUCCCGGCAAGUGCGAGAAUCAGGACGUCUUCCUGCUGAUCUUGGUGACGUCAGUGGUAGAGAACAUGAGACAGCGGAACGGCAUCAGGCAGACCUGGGGGAAGGAAUCCAACAUGGCCGGGCUAGGCAUCAAAACUGUCUUCGCGAUAGGCAAGACGGGCGAUGUGGCCAAGCAGACAGCUCUGGAGGAAGAGAACCGAAUUUACAGAGACAUCAUCCAGGAAGACUUUGACGACACGCACCGCAAUGCAACUCUGAAGACGAUCAUGUGUCUGAGAUGGGCCUCCCAGUUCUGUGCUAAUGCGGAAUUUGUGCUGAAAGCUACGGAUAACACUUUCGUGAACCGGAUUCCCUUCAUGAACUAUCUACAGGGUCUACAGAAUAGAAACAUUAAAGGGUUGUUAAUGGGUUAUACAUACAGCGGGACGAAACCACUUCGAGAUCCCUUUUUCAUACCUAAGUGGUACGUCAGCGAAGAUGAUUUUCCGAGAGAUGUGUAUCCUAAAUACACUGCUGGCUUCGCUUUCGUGAUUUCAAACGACAUCAUAAGGCCUUUGUACGAGGUGUCGUUCAAGGUUAAGUACUUGUUCAUAGAGGAUGUAUAUGUUGGACUGUGUGCAGAGAAACUGGGUAUAGAUCCAACACAUCAUGAUGGUUUUUAUCCUAUAUUUGUAGAUGUUAACUACUGUGGUUUGGAUUGGCUAUUGGCGUCUCAUAGCGUAACGGAGCCAGAGUUAAUGACCAAGUUCUGGCUGAUUAUCAACGCUUGUCGCAGGCUGCCCCAAUAGUUUAUAUAUAUAUGUUUACCGUCACGGAAUAAAGCAUAUUGGAUAUAGAAGAAUUCUUUUCUACAACCAGUAGGUACUCUUUCGUUUCAAUGUCUCUCAGACAUCCUCCUCAGAGCUUCUGAAUGGAGUUCUGAUUCUCGCCGCUAUAAGUAACCGAUGUAGGUGGCGCUUUUGCAGAAGAGGAGAAGCAGAACUCGAGUCAGAAGCUUUGAGGAAGGUGUCUGAGAGACAUCAAAACGUAAGCCAAGUAAGUACCUACUGGUUGUGGAAAAGAAUUCUAUAUCCUACCACCCUAUAGCCUACCAAUUAUUUUCGGAAGAAAUUGAUGAAAAAUUGUUGUAACUUUCGGAAGAAACAUAUUGUUUUGCUCAGUUGCCACACUAGGGUAAGGCCUCUGAGUUUGUCCAAGACGCCAUGCCCUACGCUAGGCUUUGUCUAGUAAAAUAUAAAGCAGAUGUAGAUGUUUCUUCCAAAUGAACAAGGUCAAUGACCUGGGCCAGACGGUUGUUGCCAUGGUUACUGAAGAUCACGGUAGCAGACGCCCUGUGACGUUCGUUUACAUGUAGCAGGUGGCAGGACAGAGCUUGAGGGGCUGGUCUUCGUAUACUAGUACUUGAAUGUGUUUUAGUAAGAAAAAUCAGAACAGUAGUUUGUUAGGCUGGACCAUGAGAUGAUAGACAUUAUGCAUUUGCUUGCAAAUGCUGCCUUUCUCGUGUUAUGGUUGCAACAUCAAUUACAGCUAUGUUCGUAUGAAAAGGAGCAGUGUUUAUGUUUCUCUGGAAAUUAUUUUGCUGUCUAUGAAGUGCAACAAUGUGAAAAUCAGCAAAAAUUUUAAAGAAUCGAUUACGGUAACUUAAUCAACAUGAUUUGCUGGUGUAUUAUUCUGAAUGGUAAUACAGAUAAAUGCACAGAACAUUUUGGGAUUAUUUGCGAUAAAAUCUACACACAAUCAUAUAUCGAGUACAAUGUUUUAACAACUGAGCUCUUAGAUUCUAAUAAAUAGACAAAUAUACCAAGGAA